Poeciliopsis prolifica (blackstripe livebearer) is the source of this 2526-nucleotide messenger RNA. RefSeq names its product V-type proton ATPase catalytic subunit A-like. The coding region runs from base 126 to 1979 and encodes 617 amino acids. The record is from RefSeq and is a predicted model, not a curated record. Gene Ontology annotation, molecular function: proton-transporting ATPase activity, rotational mechanism; ATP binding; ATP hydrolysis activity. The transcript has 15 exons. NCBI's taxonomy places the organism in Eukaryota, Metazoa, Chordata, Actinopteri, Cyprinodontiformes, Poeciliidae. Gene Ontology annotation, biological process: ATP metabolic process; proton transmembrane transport. Gene Ontology annotation, cellular component: lysosomal membrane; proton-transporting V-type ATPase, V1 domain.
UUUUUCUUCCCGUGACAGCCCGGUGCUUUGCAGGUGAUUAGCACAGGGAAGCUCCUCCUUAUCCUGCGACAGUAGAGACAAACCUGGACACAACUUCUUAUCAGUUUAAGGACGUAAAUUAAAUUAUGGACACGUCAAAGCUUCCUAAGAUCCAGGAUGAGGAGAGAGAAAGCCAGUUUGGAUAUGUUCAUGGAGUCUCAGGACCAGUGGUGACGGCCACUGCCAUGGCUGGAGCUGCCAUGUACGAGCUGGUUCGUGUCGGCCACAGCGAGCUGGUUGGAGAAAUCAUUCGUUUAGAGGGCGACAUGGCGACCAUCCAGGUGUAUGAAGAGACGUCUGGUGUGUCUGUCGGUGACCCUGUCCUCCGAACGGGGAAACCCCUUUCUGUGGAGCUGGGGCCGGGAAUCAUGGGCUCCAUCUUUGAUGGUAUCCAACGUCCACUAAAAGACAUUAAUGAUCUCACUCAAAGCAUCUACAUCCCACGAGGAGUAAAUAUCGGCGCUCUUAACAGAGACAUCAAAUGGGAGUUUUCUCCCGGCCAGAGCCUUCGGGUUGGCAGUCACAUCACAGGCGGAGAUAUUUACGGGACUGUGUUUGAAAACUCCUUAAUUAAGCACAAACUCCUGCUUCCACCUCGAAACAGAGGCACUGUCACCUACCUGGCUCCACCUGGGAACUACGACCUUUCUGAUGUUGUUUUGGAGCUUGAAUUCGAAGGAGUAAAGGAGAAGUUUACCAUGGUCCAGGUGUGGCCAGUACGACAAAUUCGGCCAGUAACAGAGAAACUACCUGCCAAUCAUCCACUGCUGACUGGCCAGAGAGUUCUUGAUGCACUUUUCCCAUGUGUACAAGGUGGCACAACUGCUAUACCUGGAGCCUUUGGGUGCGGAAAGACCGUGAUCUCGCAGUCGCUGUCAAAGUACUCCAACAGCGACGUCAUCAUCUAUGUGGGCUGUGGAGAACGUGGCAAUGAGAUGUCUGAAGUGCUGCGGGAUUUCCCAGAGCUUACAAUGGAAGUUGAUGGCAAAGUUGAGAGCAUCAUGAAGAGAACAGCACUGGUUGCAAACACGUCCAACAUGCCUGUGGCCGCUCGAGAGGCUUCCAUCUAUACAGGAAUCACACUGUCUGAGUACUUCAGAGAUAUGGGCUACAAUGUGAGCAUGAUGGCCGACUCAACGUCCCGAUGGGCCGAGGCGCUGAGAGAAAUUUCCGGAAGACUGGCUGAAAUGCCUGCAGACAGCGGUUAUCCUGCCUAUCUGGGCGCCAGGCUGGCUUCCUUCUACGAGCGUGCUGGACGUGUGAAGUGCCUGGGAAAUCCAGAGAGAGAAGGCAGCGUCAGCAUCGUUGGAGCUGUGUCGCCCCCUGGUGGAGACUUCUCAGAUCCAGUCACUUCAGCCACAUUGGGAAUAGUUCAGGUCUUCUGGGGUUUGGACAAGAAGCUGGCUCAGAGAAAGCACUUCCCUUCAGUAAACUGGCUAAUCAGCUACAGCAAGUACACGCGAGCGCUGGAUGAGUAUUAUGACAAACACUUUCCAGAGUUUGUCCCUCUUCGUACAAAAGCAAAGGAGAUUCUGCAGGAGGAGGAGGACUUGGCUGAAAUUGUGCAGCUUGUAGGCAAGGCUUCUCUCGCUGAGUCUGAUAAAAUCACUCUGGAAGUAGCUAAACUCAUAAAGGAUGACUUCCUGCAGCAGAAUGGCUACACCCCCUAUGACAGGUUCUGCCCCUUUUACAAAACCGUUGGCAUCCUCUCAAACAUGAUUGCAUUCUACGACAUGGCCCGACACGCAGUGGAGUCCACGGCUCAGAGCGACAACAAGAUCACCUGGGCCAUGAUCCGAGAGCAUAUGGGAGAGAUCCUAUACAGGGUCAGCUCCAUGAAGUUCAAGGACCCUGUUAAAGAUGGAGAAGCUAAGAUCAAGGCAGAAUAUGCCCAGCUGCUGGAGGACAUGCAGAAUGCCUUCCGGACCCUCGAGGAAUGAGCCUCCAGUUUCUUGUCUCUACACCAAAGUAGCCGAAACAUAUAGUCCAGAAUCGUUGGCCCAUAUUGUGUUUGUCCUCCACAUUUGUGUGAACAUUCUCUCUGUGUUUACAUCACGUCAAACAUUCCAGGACUAUCAUACAUUUUCAUGUCUUUUGGAUUUUAUUUGAUUUAAAACCUGCUGCUGGAACAUUUGCUGUGUUCUGUAAAGACUUUCAUUCCUGGUUUUGGCCAAAGGUUUCAACCUCUGGGCUUUGAUCAGCAGUUGCACUUGUAUCAGAGUGAAAAUGAAGAUGUCUUCUUUUUUCUUGAAAUUAUUUUUAAAAACUCAGUUUUAAACCAUGCAGAUGGAUAAAGGGACAGAGUAUUCAGGGUGCAGUCAGUGGGGUUUAAUCUUUUUUGUCUCCUACCUCUUGAGGGUGAUUGUGAUGUGGACUCUACACUUGAUACAAUAUGUAAAAAUGUAUAAUGAAAUAAUCUUUGAGUUUGUGUUUCAACAAAUGUCUGUUGGUGGUGCUUUAAAAUAAAUACAAAAAAAAAUACCUCAA